Messenger RNA from Aaosphaeria arxii CBS 175.79, 1363 nucleotides. RefSeq lists its product as uncharacterized. Bases 264 to 1301 code for a protein of 345 amino acids. Gene Ontology annotation, biological process: regulation of transcription by RNA polymerase II. The record is from RefSeq and is a predicted model, not a curated record. The transcript has a single exon. NCBI's taxonomy places the organism in Eukaryota, Fungi, Ascomycota, Dothideomycetes, Pleosporales. Gene Ontology annotation, molecular function: RNA polymerase II cis-regulatory region sequence-specific DNA binding; DNA-binding transcription factor activity, RNA polymerase II-specific.
AACCACCUCUUGCUCCUCGGCUACAUUCCUUUGAAAAACAAUAACCACUUCGGAUUUGUGAUUUCCAAAACCUCCAUCGUAUCAACGGCGCAAGUCCGCACUGGCUACUUUCUCAGGCCUAUCGAACCAACGCCCACCAACCCAUCAUUUCAACUGCGCCGUCUUGGUCGUACAGAUUGCCUGCAACUCCACUCGGCAACCCCGUUCAUCCCUCUUCUCAAUCUCCGGGGCUUUUAGGUUCCUACAACACCUUCAUAUCCGCAAUGGAGAUUGAUUCCGCAAACCCCCAAUUCGACUGGGUCAACGACACCUACAUGGCUUUGGCCGACCCCGCAACUACCUCACACGAGAAAUGGGCCGCCAUGUCACAGCCACAGGAUUCUAUGCCCCCUUCUGCAUUUACCUUUCCCUCCACUCUGCUCUCGGAAUCCUCAAUAGAGCGCUUUGGCCAGAUCACCCCACCCGCAGACAUCGCACCCACGGACCCAGAGAAUCGGAAGUCCGACCGCCAAAACUCCAUUCCUGUGGACGAACUUCACGACGAACUCUCCUGGCCGGCUGACCAGCAAAUGCAAGCGUUGGCCAACUACCAACCGGAACAGAAGGAAGAGGAGCAAUGCCCGCCCAGCUCACUCCCUACACCACCGGGACAGUCACCUCCACAACGCGCUUCCAAGCGCCGACGGACAGCCAAGCAGCCCUCUACUGACCAGUCACUUCCACAGGCCGUUUCCCAGUCAGUGACGGAUGGCAACCCGCAGCCCGCGAAGCGCAAACGCGGCCGGCCCAAGUCACAGCCUCAGGUCGCUUAUACCGCCGAGGGGUAUCCAUUCGAGGUCUCGUCGGCUCGGCAAUCCCACCUCGAGAAGAACCGAGUCGCAGCCCAUAAAUGCCGUCAGCGCAAGAAGGAAUAUAUCAAUGGCCUCGAAGGGCGCGCUCGCGAGUUCUCCUGCAAGAACAAGGCUCUGAAGGAUAACGUUGCCAUGCUCCGUGAGGAAGUUCUCACUCUCAAGAAUGAAGUUUUGCGUCAUGCCGGCUGUGGCUUCUGGGCCGUUGACGAGUAUCUUGCGAGAUGUGCAGGAGAUCUCCUGGGCAUGGACCCCCUCUCACGAAGCGAAGCUGCGUCGCGCCGAGAAUCGCAGAAUAUCAGCCCGGUACUGAGUACAAUGAAUACGUCCGGAUUCGACCGCGAAAACAGCAUCAACUCUCUACCGAGUCCGCACAUGGACUCAAACGACGAUUUCACUGGAUUCGACUUUCUGGAGGACAUCGAUGAAGAUGUAGAGGACCAACCGACAUAAAUCAUCUUGAUUGUCACGAACAGCCAUUGUGGUAGCGGCACCAGUAUGGCUUUCUUUCUGAC